Molecule: messenger RNA, 519 nt
Organism: Giardia duodenalis
Lineage: Eukaryota; Fornicata; Diplomonadida; Hexamitidae
Product: Ribosomal protein L18a
Exons: 1
Coding region: 1-519 (172 amino acids)
Biological process (GO): translation
Cellular component (GO): cytosolic large ribosomal subunit; ribosome
Molecular function (GO): structural constituent of ribosome
Source: RefSeq, a predicted model, not a curated record
AUGCAGAAGUAUAUCGUCUACGGCCGCAGGCUUCCUUCGGAGAAAUUCCCAGAACCGGAGGUCUUCCGCAUGACAAUCUACGCCCCCAACGAGAUCGUAGCAAAGAGCCGCUUCUGGUACCACUUGAAGUCUCUGAAGAAGAUCAAGCGCACGCACGGAGAGAUCCUUGACUGCCAGCACAUUGAGGAGAAUGGGGAUUUUGUUAAGAACUUCGGUGUUCUCUUGCGCUAUCGUUCCCGUGUAGGCCAGCAUAACAUGUAUCGCGAGGUGCGUGAGACCACGAGCGCUAGAGCGAUGGACAAGGUUUACUCUGAGAUGGCUGGACAGUGCCGUGCGCGCUACCAUGAUAUUCAGAUUAUCAAUGUGAAGGAGGUUGCCGACGAAGAUGUCCGCCGCGAGAAGGUGGCUAUGUUUACCCAGAAGGGCGUUAGGUUCCCCCACCCUUGUCCCUACGUUCAUGUGAAGCGCGCAGCAAGGACAGCACGCUUCCAGGACAGAGCUCCUCACGUUCCACAAUGA